Molecule: messenger RNA, 747 nt
Organism: Miscanthus lutarioriparius
Lineage: Eukaryota; Viridiplantae; Streptophyta; Magnoliopsida; Poales; Poaceae
Source: the annotation of a GenBank genome assembly
AUGUUGCACCUUCGACAUCAUCUCCUGUCCUCCAUCCGCGCGGCAUUCCCUCGCCACCACUGCCUCUUCUCUACCGCCACUUCUCCCGCCCGAUUCGUCGCUGAGGAAUACCUGGUCACCACCUGCGGGCUCACCCCAGCGCAAUCGGGCAGGGGCUCACCCACCUCAAGUCUCCAGUCAAACCCGACGCCGCCCUCGCCUUUCUCACAGGCGUCGGCCUCGCCAAAGACGACAUCGCCGCCGGAAUCGCCAGAGUUCGCAAUGCUGAUAUGCAUGAAGCCCGAGGAUGUCAGGGAAAGGGUGGCAUGUGCUGAGAAGCUUGGUGUGCCACGCAAUACAGGGAUGUUCAAGAUGGCCCUGUGGGCUGUCUGUUGCGUUGGUCCCAACUCCAUUGGUGCAAAAAUGGAUGUCAUGAAGGCGACUCUUGGAUGCUCCGAGGCGGAGCUGGCCCUUAUGGUGUGCAAGUCACCCCAAAUUAUGAGGAUAUCAGAAGGCAAGCUGAGUCGCACAGUGAAGUUUCUGAAGAUUCUGAAGGCGAAGGGGCUUGUGAAGGAAGACAUUGACUUUUAUAAUACUGUUUGUUUAAUUGAGAAGAGAUUUGUCCAGAAGUUUAUUGAUCCUUACAACAAGAGUAUUGCAGGGCUUGCAGAUGCUUAUGCUACUGCUUGUGCUGGGAAAAUGCCUCAUGAAGAUGAGGUGCAUUCGCAGCAGCAUGCUAGGGAUACUGAAAAGCAAAGGCAAAGAUAG